AUGAGAGGCAUUCAACAAGGAAUAGGUUCUGCUCUGCUUUUUCUGGCACUUUAUGUGACUCAUCAAAUUCUACCAUCAACGCGGGCAUUUCUAAUAGAUUGCCAGGAGAACACUGCCGCAUGUUUGGAAGAAAUAAUGAAGGAACUCACCCAAGUUCGAUUUGACAUUAAAAUUCUCACGGAGAACAAAACACUGGCGAGACCUAAGAACUGUGUUGAGCUCUACCAUUCCGGUCAAAGGAUUAGCGGUGUUUACACAAUCGAUCCAGAUGGCUCAGGUGCCUUUAAUGUCUAUUGUGACCACACUACUUCCGGUGGGGGAUGGACAGUCUUCCAGAAGAGAAUGGAUGGCUCCGUUGAUUUUAAUCGCACCUGGAAUGACUACAAGCAUGGCUUCGGUAACUUGGUCGGUGAAUUUUGGCUCGGACUUGACAAUAUAAACCGUCUGACACAAAACAAGACAAAUAACAUGCUUCGAGUAGAUCUGGGGGUAACUGCGCGCCAAACUGUUCACGCUGAGUAUGAAUGGUUUGGGAUUGGGAACGGGACGGCUAACUACCGACUGUACAUUGGCAAUAUGACAACAGAUGCAACUGUUUCUUUUGAUUCCCUCAAACCUCACAAAGAUUUCAUGUUUGGUACCUGGGAUAGAGAUCCUGCUAAUUGUACUCUAAAAAGAGGUGGAGGCUGGUGGUAUGGCAGCAGUAGUGAUUGUGAUGUUUCGUCGAAUCUCAACGGAAUUUAUCCGCAUUGUCGAAAGGAAACCUGGGCCAAUAUCCACUGGGAUCAAUUGGAUCAAACCAGUCCCGAGGGCAGCGCCCCCACAUCAACUGAAAUGAAAAUUAGACCAGUGGAUUCUUUUUAAAACUUUCUGACGAUAAAGUGUUCAUAUAAAUAGUGACUUUUAAGUCUUCUGAAAGGUAAAAUUCGCUUUUAUUACAAUUGUG
This is a messenger RNA of Pocillopora damicornis (cauliflower coral), 946 nucleotides long. Its product is annotated as angiopoietin-related protein 7. NCBI's taxonomy places the organism in Eukaryota, Metazoa, Cnidaria, Anthozoa, Scleractinia, Pocilloporidae. The record is from RefSeq and is a predicted model, not a curated record.